CAUAAACCCAGCCUCCUGCGGGGUGCGAGCGAUUCCUCAUACUUGCUGUCGCUCUGCGGCAUUAACCGCCCUUCAUACCGUGAAACCGAUGUUGCGCAACAGAGGGCAGGUCUGCACUCCGCCCCCGCGCACGUUUCUCUGAGCGGACCCGAGCGAGCCAGAGCCUUCACUCAUCCUGCAUUUGCUGAAGCUGCAGCAUUCCUGUCGUAGCCCUGGGAGAGCCGAGAUGUUUUCCUGCAGAGCAGCCUGGCAAAGGUGCGGGCCUUUGGCACGGACGGCAGCGUACAGGUUGCCCCGGGAUGCUGUGCAGCGGCGACCGAUGUCCUCGGUUCCUGGUGGGUCUGGGGAGAACAUAGUCUACGUCUUGCUGUGUGGUGGAGCUUUUGUUGGUGCUAUGUCAUAUACAUACAAUACUAUGACGACAGACAGCAUCAGGUUCAGUGAGCGCGUUGCGGAAAUCAAUGCCCGACCCAAGACCGAGUGGGUACCCAAACCAUGGCCCCCCAGGAGUAGCGAUGAUGCAGAGGGUGGAGAGGAGGAGGAGGCGGCGGCGGCAGCUGCUGAGGAGGCCAGUGCAGAGGCUGAGGUUGGCGAAGAGGAGGUCGCUGCUGAUGGCGAGGCAGAGGCUGUAGUGGAGGCAGUUGCUGACGCAGUCGCAGAGACUGCUGAGGUUGUUGCUGAGGCAGCGGAGGUCAUUGCCGAGGCUGCGCAGGAAGUGGAGACCGUUGCAGAAGAAGUGGCCCAAGUGGCCGAAGCUGUUGAGGAGGCUGCCCAGGCUGUUGCAGAACCACCAGCUGUCGCUACUGAGGAGCCUGAAAGCAACGUGCUGCUGGCAGCGGCCUCUGCUUUAGAGGUACUGAAGAUACAGGAAGGGGUGACGCCUACGGUUGAAGAUGUCAAAGAGGAAGAGUCCUUGGCACCAGUAGAGGCAAAGCCUGUUGAAGAAACUGCACCAGUUGAGAAGGCAAUUGCGCCUAUGGAAGAGGCCCCGGUACCAGUGGAGGUUACGCCUGAAGAAGAGGCCCCGGUACCAGUGGAGGUUACGCCUGAAGAAGAGGCCCCGGUACCAGUGGAGGUUACGCCUGAAGAAGAGGCCCCUGCACCAGUGGAGGUUACGCCUGUAGAAGAGGCCCCCUCACCAGUGGAGGUUGCACCUGUAGAAGAGGCCCCUGCACCAGUGGAGGUUGCGCCAGUUGAAGAGGCCGCCACACCAAUGGAGGUUGCGCCAGUUGAAGAGGCCGCCGUGCCAGUUGAAGAGGCCCCCACACCAGUGGAGGUUGCGCCAGUUGAAGAGGCCCCCACACCAGUGGAGGUUGCGCCUGUAGAAAAGGCCACUGCACCAGUGGAGGUUGCGCCUGUAGAAGAGGCCCUAGUGCCAGUGGAGGUUGUGCCUGUUGAAGAGGCUUCCACACCAGUGGAGGUUGCACCAGUAGAAGAGGCUCGCGCACCAGUUACUGAAAAAACUCCAGCAACAAUAGAGGCUGUGCCAGUUGUUGAAGAAACUCCAGCACCAGUAGAGGCUGCAUCAGUUUUUGAAGAAACUCCAGCACCAGUAGAGGCUACACUGGUUGUUGAAGAAACUCCAGCACCAGUAGAGGCUCCUACACCAGUAGAGGUGGCACCAGUUGUUGAAGAAACUCCAGCACCAGUAGAUGCUACACCGGUUGUUGAAGAAACUCCAUCACCAGUAGAGGCUGCAGCUGUUGUUGAGGCUCCUACACCAGUAGAGGUCGCACCAGUUGUUGAUGCUCCAGCACCAGUGGUAGAAGAAGCCACAGGACCAGAAGAGGCUGCACCAAUUGUUGAAGGUUCAGCAGUGGCACCGGCACCAGCAGAACCUGAUGUUACCACAGCUCUAGUUGAAGAACCACUCACCACAGUUGUCGAAGAAGUUGCAGAAGCCCCCACUGCAGAACUAGCCAGCCCUUUGGUGGAAGAAGCAGUUACAGCCCUUGCAGAGACUCCUGCAGAAGAUCCUAAGAGAGAGUACAUUGUUGUGGUUCUGGAAGGAAACCCUAAAGCGGAAAAACGGCCCAAGGUGUUGGGAGUGGGGACUAUGACUGGUAGAAUCAUCCCGGCUCCAGAUGAUGAUGAUGCCCCUGCUUCUGAGGGUAAGCGACGUCUUCUUAGGAUGCAAAUGCAGUAGUUCCAACCAAGUAAACAGCUCCUGAAUGAUGACUAGCUGCAGAAGAAGAGGAUGUGCCUUUCUCCUUCACUUUUCUCUUUUUGCCCUUAAAAUACAAGGCAACUAAUAUGUAGUUCUAAAGUUAAGAUACAGCUUUUAGGUCAAUGUCUGCUUUGUGGGACCAUUAGUGUUGCCCGCAUAGCCCAAUUACUGUUACAUGACUCUGAUUUGCAUGUCUUGACCUCAUAGUCCCUGAUGAGUCCAAUCAGCAGUCAGUUUUUUUUUAAUAGCCUCAACAGUUCUUGUACCUUAACUGCUGUGGACAAAACUGAGCCAUUCAGUCUACCAUGUUUGGCCUAAAAAGCACUCCACAUCCUGUUACCCUAAUCACUGCCCACCCACUUGUGAUGUGAACCUAUAGUGUUAUCUCUUAAGCUAGGGCCGUUUUGAGUCACCAGCAUCUUUACAGUACCCCACCUCAGGUUAUUCUUCUGCUUCCCUUGGUGUGAAAAUGAAUGGCUGGAAGCCAAGGUUGUGGUUUACCUUUUUUUUCAUUUUAUUUUAUUUUAUCAUGAGGAAACACUUUGAGCACACUUAGAGCAUCCCAAAGUAGCUACCUCGCUACCUCAUUUUUCCAUGUGUUUUCAGUCUUUAAAAUGACACAACAGACCUCUUUGUGAUGCUAUCAGUGUUACAUUUUCCAAGCUAACAACGCAGCUGCUAAGCCACCAUGCUAUACAAUAACCGCAUUUUUCUUUUUCAGAUGUUGUAAUUUGAUCAGUGAAACAUCUUAUUCUGUUCCAUUUAGCAAUGAAACACACAACAACCUGCUGCUGCAUUGCUUGCUUGGGUUAAAACACUAAAACGUAAAACUGACCUGAAAGUUUUAAGCCAUAGAGAGCAGUUCAGCUGUUUUUUUUCUUCUCUAUAUUCAGUGUGAUUACCACUUUUUUCCUCUAAUGAAUAUACAUUGGAUGUGCAGAAUAACAGGAACAUCUUCCUGAUUUUAAGUUGCAGCCUCUUUUGUACAAUCCAGAUUCACUUAUGGUCCAGGUCCUUCUAACUAAAUUUAGAUCCAGAUUCCUCCUUAGCCAUUGAUAUGGAUCCAAGAAAGAAAGUUAUUGAGGGACACUGAUCAGAGUACGUUAAAGUGUAGCUCAGCAUCGUGGUUCUGGGAGCAAAAGUUGUUAGUUGUGAGUUGUAGAGGAAUGUACAAACGGCAUCGUGUUCUUUCACUCUUCGCCUUUAUGUCCUUCCAAAGAGUUUUUCUUGUUUAGAUCUAGCUGUCAGUCCUGUGCUAGUGUGUCGUUUAAAGGCUUGCAGAAAGUACAAACAGUCAUGAAAUUGAUGUGUUGGCGUGACAGGAAAUGUGUGUAUUUGGUAAGAGUUACAGUAUGUCUGAAGAAAAGGCUGCAGUGUGACGUGCUUUGACUGCUCUGUUGUUUGCUUUUAGAGUUUCUCAUCUUUACUGUUGAAUUUCUGGCUUUGUUAGCUUGGCAUGCAGUAUUAUUUCAAUAGAUCUGAGGUCACUUGGGGAAGAAUUGAACUUAUUGUUAGGAUUUUUAAAUAAGUGAGGUUGGUCACAGGCAGGUUUGUCUAUCAGGAUUUAAGGGGAUGCCUGUGACUUAGCAAAGGACUGUGGUGUUACACACUUUACUGUUUGUUUUUGCAAAAUAAAGAGGGAUUAAACAUAA
This is a messenger RNA of Scatophagus argus, 3819 nucleotides long. RefSeq names its product mitochondria localized glutamic acid rich protein a (gene mgarpa). Bases 227 to 2146 code for a protein of 639 amino acids. Gene Ontology annotation, biological process: anterograde axonal transport. Gene Ontology annotation, cellular component: mitochondrion. The record is from RefSeq and is a predicted model, not a curated record. The transcript is spliced from 8 exons. NCBI's taxonomy places the organism in Eukaryota, Metazoa, Chordata, Actinopteri, Scatophagidae.